AGGGGUGUGUAACAAUAUGGCUCAACUUGUCUUAUGUCACUUGCUUUGCACUGUCUGUGUCCUUACUAUAGCUUAUAACCCAAUUUCUAGCUUCUCCUCUCCACCCCAAACUGCAGUUAAAGUGUGCACGCUUCAAAACAGCUUUCAGCCAGGCUUUGUGACCAAAGGUGACUAUGUUAUUGGAGGGAUCUUCCCCCUUCACUAUAACCAGGAGAUGCCAGACCUCAACUGCACCUACAGACCACCGCCAGUGAAGUGCAAUGGCUUUGAUCCCAGGGCUUUCCGCUGGGCUCAGACUAUGAGGCUGGCAGUGGAGGAGAUAAACCAGAGUACAGAGCUAUUGCCCAAUUACACCCUUGGGUACAAAAUCUUUGAUUCAUGUGCAUAUCCACUGACCGGCCAGAGGGCUGCUCUAGCUGUGUUGAACGGGCUGAGCGAGGACGACUCUCCCAUGUGCAGCAGUGCCUCUCCGCUCCUCGCUGUGAUUGGGGAAUCUGGUUCUGCUCAGUCUAUUGUGGUGUCAAGAAUCCUGCAGCCAUUCAGAAUCCCAAUGAUCAGCUACUUUUCUUCAUGUGCAUGUUUCACUGACAGAAGACAAUACCCUACCUUCUUCAGAGUAAUCCCUAAUGAUGACUAUCAGGUGAAGGCUAUUGCUCAGCUGCUGGUGCGCUUCAGCUGGACUUGGGUGGGGCUGUUGCGAGGAGACCAUGAAUAUGGGCGCUUCGCUGUGCAAGGAUUACUGAGAGAAUUACAGGGUACCAAAGUGUGUGUAGCGUACCAAGAAAUGAUCCCUCUGCUCUAUGAUCGCCAGAGGGCACUGGAGAUCAUGCAGGUGAUGCAUAGCUCUUCGGCAAAAGUGGUGGUGGUAUUUUCAGCCGAGGGGGAGAUGACACCUUUUCUGAGAGAUUACAUGAUGCAGAACAUCACUGGAAUCCAAUGGGUGGCUAGUGAGGCCUGGGUCACAGCAUCUGUCUUUACAGGGAGCGAAUAUUACCCCUACAUGGGGGGCACCAUUGGGUUUGGCAUCAGAAAAGGUCAUAUAUCCAGACUCAGUGAAUACCUACAGACAGUAAACCCACAAAUGUAUCCCAAUAGUCUUCUGGUUAAGGAGCUGUGGGAGGCUCUGUAUGGUUGCAGUCCUUCUCUGUCCUCUGGCUUACAAUUGCCUCCCUGUUCUGGGCAGGAGUCCCUGCUGGAGCAGCAUUCAGCCUACAUGAAUACAUCCAGCCCUAGAGUGGCCUAUAAUGUCUAUAAGGCUGUAUAUGCGAUUGCUCAUUCCCUCCACAACCUUCUUCUCUGUCAACCAGGCAAUGGGCCUUUCCAAAACAACUCAUGUGCUCAAAGCAACAACAUACACCCCUGGCAGCUCCAAUACUACCUCCAGGAAGUAACAUUCAACAUUGCCGGGGAGGAGGUGAACUUUGAUCUGAAGGGCGACUCCAUACCUUAUUAUGAUGUCAUCAACUGGCAGAGAGGCACAGGCGGGAACAUUGAGUUUGUCAACGUGGGGUUGUUUGAUGGAACCAAGCCUGCCGGAGAGGAGCUGGUGAUCCAGGAGGACAGCAUAAUGUGGGCAGGGCAUCAGAGUGAGGUGUCAGUGUCUGUAUGCAGUGCCAGCUGUCUUCCAGGGUCCCGGAAGGCUGUCCGUCGUGGGGAGCCUAUUUGCUGCUUUGACUGUGUACCAUGUGACAGUGGCAAAAUUAGCAAUGAGACAAAUUCAAUAGAGUGCACAUUUUGUCCUGAGGACUUCUGGUCAAACAAAGACAGAACAGCCUGCAUCCCCAAGAAGGUGGAGUUCUUGGCCUAUGAUUCCUUGGGUAUAGCCCUGACAGUGAUCUCUGUGGUGGGUGCCUGCCUCACUAUAACUGUCUUUGCAGUCUUUUUCUCUCAUAGAAACACAGCCAUCGUCCGUUUGAAUAACUCUGAACUAAGCUUCUUCAUCCUGUUCGCGCUGACUCUGUGUUUUCUGUGUUCCCUGGUGUUCAUUGGAGAGCCAACAUCUUGGUCUUGCAUGCUGCGCCACACUGCCUUUAGCAUCACAUUUUCACUUUGCAUCUCCUGCAUUCUGGGGAAGACUCUGGUAGUGUUGGCUGCUUUCACUGCCACCAGGCCAGGGGACAACAUCAUGAAGUGGCUGGGGCCCAAGCAGCAGAGGGUCAUUAUCUUCAGUUGCACUCUGGUUCAGGUGGUUAUCUGCGCUUCCUGGCUCAUUGAUGCUCCCCCUUUUCCAUCCCGAAAUACACAAUAUGAACGCUCAAAGAUCAUACUGGAGUGUAGUGUGGGCUCCAGCUUUGCAUUCUGGUGUGUUCUGGGAUAUAUUGGUCUACAGGCCUGUCUGUGCUUUGUACUAGCUUUUCUGGCCCGUAAGUUGCCGGGCAACUUCAAUGAGGCCAAGUUCAUUACUUUUAGCAUAUUGAUCUUCUGUGCUGUGUGGCUGGCAUUCAUUCCUGCUUACAUCAGCUCCCCUGGAAAUUAUGCAGAUGCUGUGGAGUCAUUUGCCAUUCUGGCUUCCAGCUUUGGCUUGUUGUUCUGUCUGUUUGCUCCAAAGUGUUACAUUAUUUUGCUGAAACCAGAAAAGAAUACAAAACAGCACCUAAUGGGAAAAGAAAAUAAGUAACAUGUCAUAAGGUAACCAUUUGAAAAUAAAGAUUUCUGUUUAAUAUUUAAUGUUAUUUAAAAGUAGUCUUCCUGAAUUACGAUAUAUUUUCCAUUUGUAUUGACUGGGCAGUGAAAGUUGUAUGCAACUGAUAAUGUAGCAUUGCAACUGAAGUACAGUAUACAAGGAAUUGAAUAUACAAUUAAGUAUAAUUAUAAGAAGCUCUUAAUGUAGAUUUUGAAGAUGAAAUAAAGAUAUUUAGCGAUGAAUGUUCUUUGGAAUUUCUGAAACUCAAUUUGUUGUUUGUCUCAUUGUCCUAUUUGUUUAUUUAUAUUUCCAUCUUUAAAAAAAUAUACAGAUUUAUUUUAUUUAACAUGUUUAUUUUUUUCUUUCUGAACAUUAGCCAUCUUUCAACCUGUGCUUGUUUGAGUGACAAAAUACUAUACCCCACAUUUUUCAGAACUGUGCCAAGUGACCGCUUCCAAAUCGUCAGCCUGGUGCUGCUUAUGAAAUACUUUGACUGACGUUGGGUGGGGAUUAUUUAUUCUGAAGGGUUGUACUCAGAGAAAGGUACAGCUGAAUACACUAAGGAAGCAACGAAUGAGGGCAUAUGUGUUGAAUACAGAUUACCUUACUUUAAGACAUCUCAAAUAAUAUCAAAGUUGGAUGCUAUUGUAGAGACAAUAAAGGAUAUCCUUGUCAAAGAUGGUCCUGUUGUUUAUGUCCAAGUCUUUCACCAAAUUGUUCCUGCCAAAAAUGAAAAAAAAAAGAGAAAAAAAAAACAUUUUACAGGGGGCAAUAAGCUUUGCCCUCGCUCAGGCAUCCAUACCAGGUCUUGGUUAAUUCUCACUCAGCUUGAAACCUUCUGAUGAACCACAGAGUGUUGUAAUUAAAGCUUUCUGGGAGAAGUUAUUUGACUGCAGCUUCUCUCCAUCAAAUACAUCUGCUAUGUGUACUGGCACAAAGGAUCACAAGACAGUCUUCAGUGACUACACAGACGUGACACAUUUCAGGGCUGAGAAUAAUGUGUACAAAGCUGUACUUUGUGGCAUAUGCCAUUCAUGCACAAUUGUAAUGUAAAACUGCCUCAAAACAAGAAUAAACCUAAGCUUGUAA
Molecule: messenger RNA, 3712 nt
Organism: Siniperca chuatsi (mandarin fish)
Lineage: Eukaryota; Metazoa; Chordata; Actinopteri; Centrarchiformes; Sinipercidae
Product: extracellular calcium-sensing receptor-like
Exons: 8
Coding region: 17-2617 (866 amino acids)
Biological process (GO): G protein-coupled receptor signaling pathway
Cellular component (GO): membrane
Molecular function (GO): G protein-coupled receptor activity
Source: RefSeq, a predicted model, not a curated record